Messenger RNA from Erigeron canadensis, 1617 nucleotides. Its product is annotated as calcium-dependent protein kinase 20-like. The transcript has 7 exons. Gene Ontology annotation, biological process: protein autophosphorylation; peptidyl-serine phosphorylation; intracellular signal transduction. Gene Ontology annotation, cellular component: nucleus; cytoplasm. Gene Ontology annotation, molecular function: calcium-dependent protein serine/threonine kinase activity; calcium/calmodulin-dependent protein kinase activity; ATP binding. The coding region runs from base 58 to 1614 and encodes 518 amino acids. The record is from RefSeq and is a predicted model, not a curated record. NCBI's taxonomy places the organism in Eukaryota, Viridiplantae, Streptophyta, Magnoliopsida, Asterales, Asteraceae.
UAUAUGCACAUUCAUGUUUACUCGUAAUUAGCUAUUCAAAUUGUAUAUAUCUGUAAAAUGGGAAACAAGCCAUCAGGUCAUUCCAAAACUGGUUUCUUCAGUUCCCUAAUCGGAGGGGGUCGAAAAACCAGGCCACGAAGCUCGAAAAGAAACAAAAAGAACCGAAAUGCAAAAGGAACCGGCGUGCCAUCAGAAGCCACGACAGGCUUCGAAACAAUACUUCAAACAAAAACAGGAAACAUGAAGGAACUUUACACAUUAGGCAGACUAUUAGGCCAAGGACAAUUUGGGACAACAUAUUUAUGUGUCGAAAAUAGUACUGGUAAAGAAUAUGCUUGUAAAUCGAUUGCUAAAAGGAAACUAACAAUGCAAGAAGAUAUAGAUGAUGUUAGAAGGGAGAUACAAAUAAUGCAUCAUAUGGCAGGACACCCACAUAUUAUAUCUAUUGUUGCUGCUUAUGAAGAUGCUGUUUCGGUUUAUGUUAUAAUGGAGCUUUGUGCUGGUGGAGAGCUGUUCGAUAGGAUUGUUGAACGCGGACAUUAUACAGAAAAGAAGGCUGCACAUCUUUCUCGGGUUAUUGUUAGUGUCGUUGAAGCUUGUCAUAGCUUGGGGGUUAUUCAUAGAGAUUUGAAACCGGAGAAUUUUCUGUUUGUAAACAAGGAUGAAGACUCGCCUCUUAAAUCAAUUGAUUUUGGGCUUUCGGUGUAUUUCAAACCAGGUGAAAUGUUCUAUGAUACAUGUGGGAGUGCUUACUAUAUGGCACCAGAAGUGCUACGACGACAAUAUGAUAAAGGAUGUGAUGUUUGGAGUGCCGGGGUUAUCAUACAUAUCUUACUAUGCGGCAUUCCUCCUUUCUGGGAUGAAACGGAAGAUGGGAUAUAUGAACAAACAUUACAUGGUGAACUAGACCUGGAAUCAGAACCUUGGCCAAGUAUAUCUGAAAGUGCCAAAGAUCUUAUCAGAGGAAUGCUUGUACGAGACGUCACAAUGAGGAUUUCAGCCCAUGAAGCCUUAAACCACCCAUGGAUUCAGGCAGACGGCGUGGCUCCAGAUAAGCCUCUUGAUACUGCCAUCUUAUCUCGUAUGAAGCAAUUUUCUGCAAUGAACAAAAUCAAGAAAAUAGCUAUCAGAAUUAUUGCUGAGAGUCUUUCAGAAGAGGAGAUUGCUGGACUCAAAGAGAUGUUCAAGAUGAUGGACAGCGACGGCAGUGGGAAAAUCACGUUAGAGGAGUUGAAGGACGGGUUAGAAAAAGUUGGUGCCAAUUUAAAAGAUUCAGAAGUGAUACGUCUAAUGGAAGCGGCAGAUAUCGACAAUAAUGGAACAAUAGACUAUGGCGAGUUUAUAGCAGCAAUGCUGCACUUGAACAAAGUUCACAAGGAAGAUCACAUGUUUGCUGCAUUCGCAUAUUUUGAUAAAGAUGGCAGCGGAUACAUCACAAUGGAAGAACUUCGUCAAGUGUGUGAGAAAUUUGGUUUGGGCGAUAUACAUAUCGAUGAAGUCAUGGAUGAAGUCGAUAAGGAUAAUGACGGAAGGAUCGAUUACAGUGAGUUUGUGGAUAUGAUGGAAGAAAGCGAUUACGGGAAGAACAUCAAACCUAAAGGAGAUCAUUCUUGAUAU